Molecule: messenger RNA, 769 nt
Organism: Geodia barretti
Lineage: Eukaryota; Metazoa; Porifera; Demospongiae; Tetractinellida; Geodiidae
Source: the annotation of a GenBank genome assembly
UCCAGAAUCUUGUGACCGUAGCAGCCUCGCUUUCAGUCAGUGCUCCCUGUCUUUUUUUCAUUUGUGACUGGAGGAAUGCAGAGAGUUGGUUGAAAUCCAUGUCAGUCGAAGCCAAACUGUUCAAUAUGGAGGCAUAGCGCUUUAGCAAAGCCGCAUAUUCUGAGAAUAGAGAGAAGAUACAGCCGGAGGGUCACGUGAGAGGUAUUUCUCCACACCUUCCUCGGCCAUGCCGCCCAGAACAUCUUCCCUGAGAAAUUCGUCGCUAAUGUCCUCCUCUCCAAAGAACUGUCGCUUGCAAAUCCCGUUCAGAAAGCCCAGCAGAGCUUUGUCAACUACAGCCGUAGUAUCCGCCAUUUUCGCCGGAGUUGUGCCACGCCCUCUACCACACCCCCAGGCGGAUUGCGUCAUCUCCGUAUACUCUAUAAAACUACGUGCACGUCUCCGUAUACUGCCAAUAACUAGCCGUCACAUAGUUAAAGAAAACCACAUACGCUGUACUUCUGUCAAAGGAGAUGAAGGGAGUGAUCGUUUUGUGCGUGGUGCUAGCUGCUCUCUUCGGUUCGUUGAGCGCGAGUCCGUCUGGACGCCGCGGCACCAAGGGAGCGAGCCCCUCCCUCGUUCGCUCGCUCCGCAGCCAUCUCCUCAGAGCCGGGCUCGUGAGCGAGCGAGCCGAGCCGCACCACUUGUCCAGGAGGCAGAUGACGGGCGUCUGCAGCAACAAAUUCUCAGUGCUACCCUCCAGGAAUCAACGCCGUCCCUUCAAAGCUAA